GUGUUGUGUUAAUUUGUGGCUCCCACUUGUUUCUCUGUUGUGGCUUAACUUCAGUUUAGAGCGAACUAUUGAGACGUUUUAACGUGUUGCCGCAGUAUUUCUACGUUAGAAACGUUUACCGACGGUUUAGUUUUUUGUUUAAGAAAAAAAUGACAAUUGUUUAUUGGCAUUAUAGCGGUUUCUUUGCUAAUUGAACAGAGAGUUUAAUUAAAUGACCAUAUUGAAUUUUGCAAAAUUUGUUGCAUAUUUUUGUGAGUGUAUUUAAAUUAAUAAACAGUGUGUGUGUUUUUUCGUUUUCAAAACUACUGAUCAUGCGCAGUUUUAAUUUAAUAACAAAAUUUGAUUAUAAUAUAAAAAUAUCAAAACACUUUGUUGACUUUUUUGUGGAUUAUAGAACAACAGGUGUUUUUUUGAUAUCAACGCUGCAAGAAAAAGCAAAAAUAAUUCUCAAUUAAAAAAUCAAAACUCUUCACAAAAGAAAUCAAAAGGAACGUGUGUUGAACAAAAAAAACUAAAAGCAGCAACAGAAAUAAAAACACUUAAAAGCGGUUAAAUAACACUCCUUAAUCUUAUAUUUUUAUAUAAGAAAUUAGAAAAAAUAAAUAAACAAAAAAUGUUAUAACCAAAAAAUAAAAAAAAAGUAAAAAGAAAAGAUAAUCAUUUUGUAUUCUAAAAAAAUAAGAAUACCAUUCCAUACAAUAUUUUUGUGUUAAAAUUGUGAGUGAAGUAUCUGUUAAAUGCACAAAACAACAACUAAAAUGUUUAAAUUGUUUUAAAGUGAAACGUGUUUAUAAUUUAGAAUUAAAACAAGGGGCUUUAUUUAAAUAAAACAAAAUAUAAAAAAAUCUAACAAAUUUAUUAUUAAAAUAUCUGAGUGAAGAAAAAAAAAUAAAAUAAAUUAAUAAAUAAAUGUCUGUUUAAGGCUGAUUACGUGUUUGAAAUAUUAUCAAAAAAAAGAUAAAAAAAUUUUAUUAAAAUUAAAUUUAACCCUAGUAAUACUGAGAUCAUCUUCAUUUAUUUUCAAAUACAAAAAAAAAGUGAAAUAAUCUUAAAGAAAAAUUUGUUUAAAUAUUGUGUCAUAUCAAAGCUUACAAAUGUAUUUUUUUAAAUCGUUUCAAAAAUUACAUUUUAAAUACGGUUUAAUUUAAUUUGUCAUUGAAAAUUAAAUUUGUGUAAAUUUAAAUCUUUCGCUCGUAAAUUUGUGGAUUAUUUAAAAGACCCCCAUCUGUCGGUUGCUUAUUGUAGUAUAUGGAAGGUGACAACAACUUGACCAAAACAACUUUAUUAAUAGCAACAAUAGAAAAUGCAUAAAAUUAUACUACAACCAGCAACUUAAUCAAAUUAAAAACUCCCUCCCCCAAAUAAAGCGAAACUAAAAUUUGGAGAGAUAAAAAAAAAACAACAACAAACAAAACAUAAAUAUGGCCAAUAAUAAACAACAAAAUGUCACCAGCAAUUGUCAACUGUUAAAGCAACAAUAACAAAACAGAUAAAAAAUCUCAAUCCUAUAAAAAAGUUUCAAAUUAAAAAUAAAAAUUUUCUUUAAAAAUGUUUUGAAUAAAAAAAAAUAAUUGUUUUAUUCGGAAAUAAACAAAAAAGUGAAUGUUUAAUUAAAUAUAUGUUCUUUAUAUAUAUAGAAAUAUUAAUACUUAAUAGUAAUGAUGAUGAUGAUGAUGAAAAUUUGUUAAUGUACGCGCGUUUUUGUUGUGAAAUUGACCAACAUAUUGAACGGAUCUGAGACGCCAUCGUGCCGGGUUUCAUAUUACGCGUCGACUGUGUUCCAUUGUUUGUAAACAUUAUCAUUAUUAUUUUUUUAGAGAAAUACAAGCAUUUCUUAUUAUUGUUAUUGUAAACACGCACUACAUUUACGCCCUUAUUUGGUUUUAUAAAAUCCAAAAAAGUCGUGAAAACCUUAAGAAAAAUUCUUUAAACAACAGAGAGAAAAUAACUACAAAACAAUAACAAUUCGUCGUUUAUUGUAUGUAACUUGUCUUCAUUUUCAAUAUAUUUUUUUUCCUGUAGUUAUCAACAUUCAUCUUUACACGUUUAUUACCAAAACAAAAACUAAAAUAAAAAAUAAUCAAAUAAAACUUAAGUAAAACACAAAGUCCUUGAUUACAUGGCAAUAUAAUUGAAAAUUAGCCCAUCACAAGCAACACCAACUUUAAGAUCAAUUUCUGUUGUCGAUCAGCCAGUUUACUGUGAACAGCAGUUCUGUGGAAAAAAAAAUCAGUUCAACUUUAAGCAUUUUUUUUUGCUGAGAACAUAACGUAACGACAUUAAAACAAAAUACACAGCAACACGUAAGUGGGACAAAGUUUUAUUAAAAUUUUUAACGAAAGUACCACACUUGCACAACGGAUUUUAAGUCAACAUGUCUUCCAGCCGCACCACAAAAAUCUUCUCAUACACCUGCCAUCAACGUAUAACAUAUUUAUCAGCUUUAUAUUUAGUUUUUGUUUUGCUAUUAAAAUGUCACAAAGUUGCUGGUGUUUUAGGCAAAUCACAGAUGUGUGAAGUGGAAACGGGACAAACAAAUAUAAUAUUGGAUAUAGAGGAGAGUAGAGGUGAUUAUAUUGGCCAACAAACAAAUCCGCCUGAAUUACCCAUAUUUGGUGAUCCCUUUACGGAAAUUGCCUUAGAUCUAGUCUUUCCUAAAGGUAAUCCUAUAUUUCUAUUAAAUGGCAAAAAAUUACAGCUGCUACAACCGCUGGAUAGAGAUGAAGAAAAUUUAAGUCAUAUUGUUUUUCAAGUUUCCUGCACCAUACGUUCCACUCUUAAACGCCGCAAUAUACCGAUUAUAGUGCGCGUGUCUGAUGUUAAUGAUAAUGCACCUCGAUUCAUGAACACACCUUAUGAGGUUACCGUGCCUGAGAGUACACCAGUGGGUACAACAAUAUUUCGUAAUAUACAGGCGCUGGAUAAGGAUGCCGGUGUUAAUGGUCUGGUCGAGUACUUUAUUGUUGAGGGUUCUACAAAUACUACAGAAGAUGAAAAGAUGACAAUUGCUGAUGGUUAUGGCACGUUUGCCAUAUCAUUUCCCCAUCAAGGCCAGGUUACUGUUGCUAAAACAUUGGAUUACGAGAAAAUACAACGUUACUAUUUGACAAUUGUCGCAUCGGAUCGUGCACGCAAUGUUUCAGAACGUUUGUCCUCCACCACUACCCUAACGGUCAACAUAGCCGAUUCAGAUGAUUUAGAUCCAUCGUUUAUAUAUCGUGGCUGCGUACUGCUCGAUGGCGCCUGUAUUAAUCCAGAAUAUACUGCUUCAGUGCCAGCAGGGUCAUUGCAAGGUGUACUCACAGUGACACCUGAAAGAAUACAAGCAGUAGAUUUGGAUACAAUAAGUUCACCCAUACGUUACUCAUUUGCUAGCGGCAUGCCGGGAAAUUAUGCAGAUUAUUUUGAAAUCGAUGAACAGACAGGAGUGCUAAAACAAAUUAAAGCGGUAGAUACCUCAACGGCUAAAAAGUAUGAUAUUAUAGUUAAAGCCGAAGAAGUAUCCACUGCGAAACGGUUUACCACCGCUAAAUUAACCAUUAAUGUUAAACCAGUAGAUGCCAAUCCACCAGUUAUAUCGGCCAGUUCAGUUGUGGGUUAUGUAGAUGAAAAUUCUCCCUUAGGAACCCGAGUAUUAGAUGAGAAUGGUAAACCUAUAUCUUUCAAGACUACAGAUGCCGACUUAACUGAAGAUGAUCCAAAACCAGAUUAUAUUUACGAAUUAACGACACCUUCCUUUGAGGUAACUGCCGAUAGUAUUUUAGUGGUAAAUGAAGAAGGUUUAGAUCGUGAUCCUCCAGCUCCUGGAAAAUACAAAUUCCAAGUGGUGGCACGAGAACCUAAAACCAAUGCUGCUAGUGCUCCUUUAAGUUUAACUGUUAUACUAAAAGAUGUAAACGAUAAUGCUCCCAAAUUAUCGAUGGUUCCUCCAGUGUCCAUUACAGCUGGAGAUGGCGUACGUAAAGUUGCCAAUGUGACAGCCACCGAUAAUGAUGAGGGCGCCAAUGCUGUGAUAACUUACUCUAUUUAUCAUGUCUCCAAUAAUGGCAUGCAAAAGUUCUAUAUCGAUGAACAGACGGGAGAAAUAGAAACUCGGGGACGCCUUUUGGCUGGAGAACAGUAUAGUAUUACGGUACAGGCUUCAGAUAUAGGAGGACUUUCAUCGCAGGCUAUUGUAGAGGUAACGGUAACACCUGGGCCUAAUACCAAGCCACCGAAGUUUGUUAAACCUGUUUAUGAGGUACAAGUUAGUGAGGGAGCCGAAAUUAAUUCUACCGUUACUGUGGUGCAUGCUGAAGAUCCCGAAAAUGAUCCUGUGAUAUAUUCCAUAAUAUCGGGUAAUGAUUUAAGACAAUUUGCCGUAGGCCAAGAAUCUGGAGUUAUAGCUGUGAUACGUAAACUGGAUCGUGAAAGUUUAACACGGUAUCAGUUAAUUGUUAAGGCUGAAGAUAAUGGAGGUCUUUCCAGCACCGCUACUGUUAAUAUCAAGGUCACCGAUAUCAACGAUAAGAAUCCGGAAUUCGAUGAAUCCACAUUGCCUUAUGUGUUCCAUGUAGAUGAGGGUAAGGCUAAAGCUUUUGUGGGUAUUGUUCAUGCCACCGAUGCGGAUGAAGGUAUAAAUGCCGAAAUUACCUAUUCCGUACCCAAUGAUAUACCUUUUUCUAUUAAUGGUUCCUCGGGAGAAAUACGUACGUCCGUAGCUUUGGAUUAUGAAAAACAAAAUGAAUAUCGUUUUGUUGUCACUGCCAAGGAUGGUGCUCCUGAUGCUCGUUUGGGUACAGCUAGUGUUACGGUUUUGGUCAAAGAUCUUCCCGAUGAAGUGCCUAAAUUCAGCGAUUCUCGUAUAGAUGUGCGCAUACCAGAAAAUGAACCAGAUGUUACGGUGGCUACAGUACAGGCCUUUGAUCCUGAUACUAUGCCAGAAAUAACAUAUGUGAUACGCAAAGGAGCUACCGAUCUUUUUAAGGUUAAUCCCCAAACUGGUGAAAUUAGAACGACUAAGGGUUUGGAUUAUGAAAAACAAAAGGUCCAUGAACUAAUUGUGGGCACCAUAGAGAAUGAUGGCAACGCAGCUGGGGAUACCAUUAAAGUUGUGGUAGAGGUAGAAGAUCGCAAUGAUGUGCGUCCGGUAUUUGUGUCGGUACCCGAACCGGUAACAGUUAAUGAUGAUCAGCCUAUAGGUGCCAUGAUAGCCACUAUGCCAGCCAUAGAUGGUGAUGGUUCUUCUCCAGGUAAUGUGGUACGCUACGAAAUGGUGGGUAGAGGUAAAGCUUUGAAAUAUUUCCAAGUUGACCCCGAUACUGGUGCCAUACGUAUACGUGAUGAAUUGCGCAAGGAAGAAGACACCGAAUAUCAGGUGGACAUAAGGGCUUACGAUUUGGGAGAGCCUCAACUGAGUUCUGUAGCCACUUUACCGGUAUUUGUUAGACACUUACUGACCGAUCCCAAUGAGGACAAUAUGAUGGAGGGCCGUCUAGAUAAUGGUGUCAUAAUGUCCCCCGAAAGUUUGGGUUUGGCAUUUAGUGAUGAUAGUUAUACUACUGGAGUGCCUGAAACCACUGGCAUUAAUGCCACCAUUAAGCUGAUACAAGUUAUUAACUCAAAGAAAUCGGUUAAAUCAAAUCCCGGCUUUAAAUGUGAAAUCAUUAAAGGCAAUGAUUUGGGUUUGUUUAAUGUAACCCAAGAAGAUCAUGGUUGCGGCAUAAAAUUAAUAAAACAUUUGGAUUUUGAAAAUAAAACUGCUCAUUCUUUAGAUUUGAAAUUGGUCUCUCAUAAAUAUUUCAUUAAUCCACAAAAAAGUACCACUACAGUUAAAAUUAUAGUGCAAGAUGAAAAUGAUAAUGCACCUGAAUUUAUCUACAAUAGGGCUCGAGGUCGCAAAGAUACUUUCUAUGCAGUUGUUACCCCCGAAAUGGAUACAGAUACACCCAUAUUACAGGUGCGAGCCACCGAUCGGGAUUCGGGUAAAUUUGGCAUGAUUCGCUAUAAGAUAUACGAUGAGGAAGACAACACUUUAAGCACUGACAAUUUGCCCACCAGUUAUUUUGUCAUGACCGAGGAAACGGGUAUUUUACGUACGGCCAAAUCAUUCCGCGAGCAAACAAAUUUCCCCAAGAUUUUCUAUGUAGAGGCUCGAGACAACGAUGGUCAAGAAAUGGGUUCUCAUCGUACACGAGCUCGCAUUGUUAUUAAUCAAAUUACUGAUUUAAAUCGCCUUUCUCUGGUCUUUUCUGAUGCUACACCCAAUGAAUUGCGCAAUCAAUAUGCCGCCUUAGAAGAAUUAUUUUCCGAAAAGACAGGCGGUUUAAUUACGGGCAUAGAACGUUUUAGCAAUCGUAAAUUUUUAAAUGAAAAUGGUACUAUUUUGGAAAAUCCCUCAGCCACUGAUGUUUGGUUUUAUCUUAUUGAUCCUAAAACGGAAACUAUUCUACAGCGUAAUUCUUCCAUAGUUCAAGAAACCCUAUUGGAACCUACCGCCCGAGCAGAACUGAAUUUUGCUGCCUCAGGUGUGGCCAGAGCCACAGCGGAGGGUAUUUAUCCACCCAUCGAAUUAAAGCAAGUGGUACAAAGCAAGAUUUUGCCUAUAGCUAUUAACGAUGAAGUUUUCCCCUAUACUUUGAUAGCAAUAUCAAUUAUUAUAUUGAUUUUGGGUAUAAUUGGUAUCAUCUAUAUUUGCAUUUCUUGGUCAAAGUACAAAAACUUUAAACAACGCAUGCGUCAAUAUUCCACCCCCAGUCCAACACGUUAUGAUCCCGUCAUAGUUAAUUCUCAAGCCUCUAAUGGUGGUGAUACUGUAGCCAAUCUGAAAGAGUAUGAAACUCAAGUUUUAGCCAUGGCAGUACCACCUGAUGGUGAUGAUGAACUGCAAAUUGAUUUCAGUGCUAAAAAUCAUGCCUUCUCCCUAGACAAUGUGAGUUAUAUAACUCACAAAGAACACAAUGGCAGCUCAAGUGGGGGACAAACUAGUCCUUCACAUUCCGAAGCUACCACUGCCACCAUAGCAACACUACGCAGAAAUAACAACAAUAAUUUAAAUAAUAUGUCGGCCAAUAAUAAUAUUAAUAAUCAUACCAUGAAUAAUAGACAAAAUACUUUUAAUCGUACAUUGGAAAUGAAUGUACGCAAUAAUGCUAAUCCAUUGGCGGCCAAUGGAACACUGCCGGGAACUUUAACGCUGGGUCGUAUUAAACAUCAAAAUUCUAAUCAUUAUCAGAAUGGUGGCUAUAAAUUGGAUACAGUGAGUCGUAAUAAUUUGGCAAAUGCCCAAAAUAAUGCGUACAGUACAUUGGGAAGAAGGGGCAAUACUUUUAGUAAUAAUAAUUCCAAUGCCAACAAUGGCGCUGAAAUGGGAGCUAAUGGGGAGCUAAUGACAAAUACUUUGGGUAGGAAUCAUCAGCAUAAUAUACAGCGGGGAUAUAAUGAAGUGCCAAUAACAAAUCCAUUAUUUCAAAGAUCUAAUGGCGAUUUAAGUCAUAUAAGUCCUUCAAAUGAAAAUGUUACCUUCGGUAAACGGGAUUAUGGUCAAAUGGGUUUUUCCUAUUUAAAUGAUUUAGAUCGCUCAGAAGUCGAAACAACAACCGAAUUAUGAAAAAUUUCGAAUAUAAAACGAACUUUAAAAUAAAAAAACAAAACCCUCAACAAGCCAAAAUACUUUUUUAAAAAUAUUUUAGUUAAUUUGUAAAAAAAAUAAUAAAACAAUAAAUGCAA
Molecule: messenger RNA, 7707 nt
Organism: Lucilia cuprina (Australian sheep blowfly)
Lineage: Eukaryota; Metazoa; Arthropoda; Insecta; Diptera; Calliphoridae
Gene: Cad99C
Product: cadherin-99C
Exons: 14
Coding region: 2375-7588 (1737 amino acids)
Biological process (GO): homophilic cell-cell adhesion
Cellular component (GO): plasma membrane
Molecular function (GO): calcium ion binding
Source: RefSeq, a predicted model, not a curated record